AUUAUUAUUAUUAUUUUGUGCUUUCUCUAUUUGAAGUCUUCACUUGAGUGGUCGCUCUCACGCGUAAACACAAACGCAUAGAUCCUCCCUUCUUUUUUUCUUCUUCUUCUUCUUCUUCUUUCGUCUUAAGCUUUUCAACUUUCGAAUAUCUUUCUCAAAUUUUCUACACAGCUCUGAUUUUUUUUUUUUAAAUGCGUAAUCAAAAGUUUUAGCACAAAAACAAGAAAAGAAAAACUUGUCUUUUGGGUCAGUUUCAGUCUCCUUGAAAAUCCCAUCUUUCUCUUUCUGGUUUCUGUGUUCUGUUAUCUGUGCUUCGUUCCAAGAACUUAGAAGGAGAAGAACUGACAACUGUUUUUGUUUAAAGAAAUUUUCUGUUGUUUUGGGUUUUUGUUUGGCAGAUGACUUCGUGGACAUGAUGAUCUUUUCUUCAGUUUCUUGAAAGAAAGGGAACAAGAAAAAUCAUGUCUGCGUCUAUAAAAAUAUCGGAACUUUUUUGUCGUCUAUGACUCUUAAUCUGUUUCCUGUUUUGCCUAUUUUCCACUUCAUAACCUUUCUUUAACUCUUUGUUAAGUUUUUGCCUGAUCACGAACCUCAAAUUCCCAGUUCAAAUCAUCAUAAACUUAGUUAAAGAAUUCAAAAAAAGUUCAAGUCUUUUGAAUUUUGUUCUUGCCCAAUUAAUUGUUGAAAUCAAACCAAGCUCUUCAAAUUCUUUAAAAACCAUUAAUUUAUUCUUAAAAACCCAAUCAAGAACAUGAAGUACCCAGUUCAAAUGGCAAAACUUGCUUAAAGAACUAAAAGUUUAAAUCUUUUCUCUUCCAACACACCAAAUCCUUUUAAAAAUCGUAACUUUAUUACAAAAAUACUAAUCUCUUAAGCAUUCCUUUUGGUUGCAAAAACCCGUAUUUCUCUUUUUUCUUUAAAAAAAAAAAAAUCAAUUUCUUGGUCUUUAAGACAAGCAAGAAACAUGCAAGAUCCAUCAACAGCAUUCCAACAAAUGAAACCACAAUUUCCAGAGCAAGAACAGCUAAAGUGUCCACGUUGCGACUCCAACAACACCAAAUUCUGCUACUACAACAACUAUAAUUUGUCUCAACCUCGCCAUUUUUGCAAGAAUUGUAGAAGGUACUGGACUAAAGGUGGUGCUUUAAGGAACAUCCCAGUCGGUGGUGGCAGCAGGAAAAACACUAAACGUUCAUCAAACACUAAACGUUCAAACCCGGAUCCGAGCGAUGAUCCGAACCGGAUUAACAGACGGGUGCCUGAUGCAGCAUCAUCUUCAUCCACAUCAACUACAACAGCAACAUCGAAUUCUCAUUUAUUGGGUAAUGGGAAUUCGGAUAUGGUUGAUCCGACCCGUAUGUAUGGGUUGGAAGCUGAUCAAGAAAGGAAGAUAUUGGAUUUAGGUGGGAGCUUUAGCUCGCUCUUGUCGUCAAACGGUCAGUAUGGAGGUUUUUUUGAUGGUCUGAAUCCAACUGGGUCGAGUCUAAAAAUGGUUCAAAUUGGUGGGUUUGCUGAGGAUUUGAAUUCAGGUCAGAAUCCGAAUUUAGAUGUACAAGGCAGUAAUAAUAAUGGCAGUGGCGGGGGAGGUGAGGCUGGUGGUGGAGGAGGAGGUGGCGGUGGCGGUGUUGAAAAUUACUUGCAGAGUGGUGAGUGGGGAAAUAGUAAUGGGUGGCCUGAUCUUGCCAUUUACACUCCAGGUUCUAGUUUCCAAUAGGGAGGGCGCAUAAAGAAUUAUUUGGGUUAAUCUUUAAUCUUUAUUCUAUUAAAAAAUGAUGGUGUUGUUGAUCAUCCCAUGGGAUAUGAUAUGGCUUUUUUCCCUUUUUCUUGGGUGUUUUUUGUGUGGGUUUUCUUUUGAAAAAUUAUUCACAUAUGAAGGAACAGAAAGAGAAAAAGACUUCUACAGAUUAGAAAUGCUCCUUGGUGUGGAUAAAGAAAGACCUUAGUUUAUAUUAUAACUAUUAAUCAUUGUCUUGAUUAGUGAUAAUGCAAGGGGAUUUGUUCUU
Molecule: messenger RNA, 2003 nt
Organism: Ricinus communis (castor bean)
Lineage: Eukaryota; Viridiplantae; Streptophyta; Magnoliopsida; Malpighiales; Euphorbiaceae
Product: dof zinc finger protein DOF3.1
Exons: 1
Coding region: 965-1714 (249 amino acids)
Biological process (GO): regulation of DNA-templated transcription
Molecular function (GO): DNA-binding transcription factor activity; DNA binding
Source: RefSeq, a predicted model, not a curated record